This is a messenger RNA of Esox lucius (northern pike), 1148 nucleotides long. Its product is annotated as ribonuclease kappa-A. The transcript has 3 exons. The record is from RefSeq and is a predicted model, not a curated record. Bases 189 to 494 code for a protein of 101 amino acids. Gene Ontology annotation, molecular function: RNA endonuclease activity. Lineage: Eukaryota; Metazoa; Chordata; Actinopteri; Esociformes; Esocidae.
CGGAAUCCAUAAGUCACCUGACAUAGUGGUGAUUCUCGAGCCUCUCGGAAGUAUUUGUUGGAGAAGUAUCUUGAACAAAUGGACUAACAGUUGCCAAAGUUAUUACUGCUUACAAUUUAAGUUGGGAACUACUAAUAUUAUCGUAAUGAUAAGUGCUUAGUUUAAGUCGCUAUUUGAUUCUUUAAACGAUGGUUUCGUGUUUAUUUUGCGGUCCAAAGUUGGCCGCCUGCGGUAUUGUCAUUAGUAUCUGGGGAGUCAUAAUGUUGGCAAUGUUGGGUAUUUUCUUCACCACCCAUUCUGCUGUGCUGAUUGAGGAUGUUCCUUUUAAUGAUGACGACAUGCACAAUGAUCAAAAUCCUCCACAGACCAUCUACGAGCUGUACAACAAGGUCGGCUACAACUGUUUCAUCGCAGCUGGUGUCUAUGUGCUGGUGGCCGCUCUCUCCUUCUGCCAGAUCAAGCUGAACAAGCGCAAGGAGUACAUGGUCCACUAGCACCAUCUGCUGAACUGGAGGGCCUCAACACUUGUCUGGAGAAAAGUGUGUGGUGUUGGUCCAAAUUAAUGGUAGUGUUUAUUGUGUAACUGCUUAAGACUUUAAGCCUGUACUUGUACAUUUUACUUAAUGGAAAUAUCUGGGAUUAAUGCAUUGGCAGGAUAGUUUCCACCUCUAUUAAAUCAAAAUGUGAGUUACCAUACUCCUUUCGUCCUCUCUUUGAUGGUCUGAGGGAAGGACCAAAGGAGUAGGUAAUUUAUAUUCUCCUCAUUGUGCACACAAAAAGAUUGUAGAAAUGCAAAUAUGGAACUCUGAGCUACUCUAAUUUCUGAUUGCAAGUCAGCCCAUGUCCGUGUGGACUGUUUGUGUUAAUUACAAACACUGCUGUUAUUUAUGUACUAAAAUCAAAUCACGUUUUUAUUAUAGCCACUCCCUGUUCAUUUCCUGUGCCUGUCAAAUUAUUUUGUUGUUAUAAGCCAGAUUGAUGCCUUAGCCUGUUUGGAAGCUGCUAGAAUAUUCUUGCUGAAUCUACUGUGUCUCAGUAUGUUCUGUAUCUCUGCCUUCCCAUUGAAAAGGUGGCUAUAGUUUUCUAUCAGAUAUAGAUAACUUACGGUUGGCAACAAUAAUCAUGUUAUAAAAUCUAAUUGAAAAGAA